Messenger RNA from Cuscuta campestris, 1016 nucleotides. NCBI's taxonomy places the organism in Eukaryota, Viridiplantae, Streptophyta, Magnoliopsida, Solanales, Convolvulaceae. The record is from the annotation of a GenBank genome assembly.
GCACCAUCAAAAAAAAUUACCCAACAUAAAACCAAGCCCUAGCUAGGUAGGGUUUUUGUGCAUCGGGUCUGGGUUUGAGCGACGACGGAGAGAAAAUGAAGACGAUUCUCUCAUCGGAGACUAUGGACAUCCCGGACGAGGUUAAGAUCAAGGUGAAGGCGAAGCAAAUUGAAGUUGAAGGUCCGAGGGGUAGGCUUUCUCGCAACUUCAAGCAUCUCAACCUCGAUUUCCAGCUCAUCACCGACGAAGGCACCGGGAAGAAGAAGCUCAAGGUCGACGCCUGGUUCGCGUCGCGCAAAUCGAUGGCCGCUAUCCGUACGGCGCUCAGCCACGUCCAGAACCUCAUCACCGGCGUCACAAAUGGCUUCCGGUACAAGAUGCGCUUCGUCUACGCUCACUUUCCCAUCAACGCCUCCAUCACCAAUGAAAACAAGUCAAUUGAGAUCCGAAACUUCCUUGGAGAGAAGAAGGUUCGAAAAGUUGACAUGCUUGAUGGGGUUAAUGUUGUUCGCUCUGAAAAGGUUAAGGAUGAGUUGAUACUUGAUGGGAAUGACAUUGAACUCGUAUCUCGAUCAUGUGCCCUUAUCAACCAAAAAUGCCUUGUCAAGAACAAGGAUAUCAGGAAAUUCCUUGAUGGUAUAUAUGUCAGUGAGAAGGGAAAAAUCGUUGAGGAAGCAUAGUUUAGCUAUCGACUUUGGCUUUAUAGUUUGGGACUAGUUAACCGUAAAGACCUAUCGUACAAUCCUUUUUUGUUUACUUUGGCCCUUUAUUUUAGUUUCAAGCAUGUUUCUAUUUGCCUCUGUUAAAGUAUUAGUUUUGGAAUGAACAAUACAUCGGGAAGAGGCGUAGGAAGAAGCUUAUGUGUAGUGAGUUUAAAUCUACCAAACUAUUCUAAAACACGGGACAUGUGUUUGUAUGUAGAUCUUAUCCCUUGAGAAUAGAGAUUUUAUUUCGAAGAGAUUCUUAGCUCAAGCAAAAUAGAAAGGACAUAGCACGACUAAAAAACUAACAAAAAG